Molecule: messenger RNA, 1469 nt
Organism: Prorocentrum cordatum
Lineage: Eukaryota; Dinophyceae; Prorocentrales; Prorocentraceae
Source: the annotation of a GenBank genome assembly
GCUGAUCCAGACGUCCUCCGUCGCUUCUACCAGCUCGUGAUCGCGCACGUCGUGCGCUUGUCUGGCAGCCUCGCCGAAUUCUUCGAACCUGCAAUGAUGGGGAAGACGUGGUCGGCAGAUGCGCUAGCUACGACCGUCAAGCAGCCCCUCGCGGCAUUGUCGAACAUGAAGGUGUUUGUUGACAUCCAGGAGAAUGGUCCCGAUGGAGGCCGGUCAGACCUCCGCGUACUUCGACUGCUGAAGAUCACCAGUGAGAUUCCGAGGGAAGCCCUUGCCCCUGACUACGAGAGCAACGACCUCAGCGUGAUGGAGGACCUCGCCAACAACCUUGCGAGCACGGCGCCCAUUCGCACCGGCGCCGAGUUGCACGAGCAUUGCCAAGGCAUGGGCUUAGACACUACAGUCUUGGAGAAGGUCGCACACGUUGGCAUGUCCCGGUUGAAGGAGCACGAGACGAAGAGCCUCGCGCCCAAGUACGAGCAGGUAGCGUCCACCAUCUUGCAGGACAAGGCAUACUGGAGCGAUUGGAAGGCAUCGUCUGAACCUGAGGGCGGGUCGAAGUUCUUCGCUGACCACGAUGACAAACUUAUCCCUGCGGUUGCGACCCUUCGCGAGACGUGCAAGGAGGGCAUCGUCCGCGGCCACGUGCUGAUCAACGACAUUGCGACCAUGCUGACCGCUCUGGGGAAGCACAACGUCGCCUGCGGCCUGCGCGUCUACUGGGCCGUCUCUGUCAUUCGCUACAGCUUCGCCUCGGUCGCCAAGCACCUCAAUGGGUUUGAUUUUUCAGCCGGGGACCUGAUGUCGGACACGUUCGUGGCGUCGUGGAACGAGUUGGCUCGCCAGGUUGUUGAGUUGGAUCGGUUGAUUGCUUCUCCGAGCGUGGACGCUGCGAUCUCGGAGAUGGGGGCCUUGGGGGAGCACGGCCUGCCCGCCGUCCCGACCGGUCUCAUGCGCUCUGAGCUGGACGUUGCGAGCAGCCGCAGCAAGGAAUUGUUGACCUUGGUGACUGGCCGCCUUUCCUCGCAGAUCCACCGCGAAGGUGAGAAGCUCGAGCGAGCAAUCCCCAACUAUCAGUCGUUCGUGGUCUCUAGGUUCGAUACGGAGAAGUGCAAGGAUAUGUUUGUGGAUGCAUCUUGGGAGACAUUCGCGAUUGCGUGGGUGAACGUGAGCAAGAUGCAGGGCCUCGGGAGAUCCCUCAACAGCCCCGCAGCCGGCGGCAACUUCGAACAGCAGCAUUCCUCGUGCAUCCUCGUCGCCAGCCGCGCCCUCAAAGCAGGGAAAACUUUCAUCAGCGUAGCCUCGACAGUGAAACUGAUUUUAGUGACUCUGCCCGCGACGGCCAGGUCUGAGCGCGUUCCCCUGAUCGACGCCCAGAUUGCUAAGGCCAAGGGCACUGACCUCCCUCGGAACCUGCAGGAUUUCCUGAGCCGUGAGAAAUUGAAGAUAAAAUCUGCAGAAUCGAAGAG